Nycticebus coucang (slow loris) is the source of this 4506-nucleotide messenger RNA. It is a transcript of the gene ELAC2, whose product is annotated as elaC ribonuclease Z 2. Bases 365 to 2848 code for a protein of 827 amino acids. Gene Ontology annotation, molecular function: 3'-tRNA processing endoribonuclease activity. Gene Ontology annotation, biological process: mitochondrial tRNA 3'-end processing. Lineage: Eukaryota; Metazoa; Chordata; Mammalia; Primates; Lorisidae. The record is from RefSeq and is a predicted model, not a curated record. Gene Ontology annotation, cellular component: mitochondrion. The transcript has 24 exons.
AUAACGCUAAACUCCCAAAGACCAAUUCUUUAACCAGUAUUGUUUUAUCUGGGCCUAUAUUCCCGGAAGUCCCGCCCGAGGGGAAGGGCGGUACCGGAAAAAGUUGAAGUGGGAAAAGCCGGAAAGGGACAAGGGGCGUGCCUUCCGUGGCGCUCUAGCAUGCCUCUACUCUAUAGCCACUGCCAAUUGACAGGUCCCAAGCGGAAAGACUCCUGUUUACUGGAUAAGCAGCCUCGUGUAGGCGGGCCUCUCGGUUUGAGGCACGCUGAUUGGCUGGAUCCGCCAUGCGAAACGGAGGGGCGGUUCUUGGGGCACGCGGACGGAGGUGACCCGCUGCUUUCUUGCUCCAGGCGGAGACGGGCGCAUGUGGGCUCUACGCUCGCUGCUGCGGUCCGUGGCUGGGCGCACCAUGUCACAGGGAUCUGUCCGCCGCCAGCGGCCGCCCAAGGACCCACUGAGGCACCUGCGCACGCGGGAGACGCGAGAGAAGCGCGGUCAGUUGGGGAUCCCCGGGGGCCCGAACACCGUGUACCUCCAGGUGGUGGCGUCCGGCGGCCGGGAUGUGGGCGCAGCGCUCUACGUCUUCUCCGAGUACAAUCGGUAUCUCUUCAACUGUGGAGAAGGCGUCCAACGACUCAUGCAGGAACACAAGUUGAAGGUUGCUCGCCUGGACAACAUAUUCCUGACACGAAUGCACUGGUGUAAUGUUGGGGGGUUGUCUGGAAUGAUUCUUACGUUAAAGGAAACCGGGCUUCCAAAAUGUGUACUUUCUGGACCUCCACAACUGGAAAAGUACAUAGAAGCGAUCAAAAUAUUUUCUGGUCCAUUGAAUGGAAUAGACCUGGCUGUGCGGCCCCACUCUGCACCAGAAUACAAGGAUGAAACCAUGACUGUUUACCAGAUUCCCAUAUAUAGUGAGCAGAUGUUUGAUCAGCACCAGCCAUCACAGAGUCCAGAAACACCUCUCAGCAGGCUCAGUCCAGAUCAGUCUUCAGACUCUGGGUCAGCUGAAAACAAGCAGCAGCUUCCACUUGGUAAAGGUGUUAGCCAAAAAGGGAAUGGCCGGGACCCUUCCUUGGUUGUAGCUUUUGUCUGUAAGCUUCACUUAAAGAAAGGAAAUUUCUUGGUGCUCAAAGCGAAGGAGCUCGGCCUCCCAGUUGGGACAGCUGCCAUUGCUCCCAUCAUUGCUGCCGUCAAGGACGGGAAAAGUGUCACUUAUGAAGGAAGAGUGAUUUUGCCUGAAGAGCUCUGUACUCCCCCAGAUCCUGGUCUUGCUUUUAUUGUAGUAGAAUGUCCAGAUGAAGGAUUCAUUCAACCCAUCUGUGAGAAUGCCACCUUCAAGAGGUACCAGGGAGAGGCUGAUGCCCCCGUGGCCUUGGUGGUUCACAUGGCCCCAGAAUCCGUGCUGAUGGACCACAGGUACCAGCAGUGGAUGGAGAGGUUUGGGCCUGACACCCAGCACUUGAUCCUGAAUGAGAACUGUGCCUCCGUUCACAACCUCCGCAGCCACAAGAUCCAGGCACAGCUCAGCCUCAUCCACCCUGGCAUCUUCCCCCCACUCACCAGUUUCCCCUGUAAGGAAGAAGGUGCUGCCCUCUGUGUGCCUGCGGUUCGGGGGGAAUGCCUCCUCAAGUACCAGCUCCGGCCCAGGAGGGAGUGGCAGAGGGAUGCUAUUAUUACAUGCAAUCCUGAUGAAUUUAAAGCUGAGGCCUUGGAGCUUCCCAAUUUCCAGGAGAGCCUGCAGGAGUAUAGGAAGAGUGCACAGGAUGGCCCAACCCCAGCAGAAAAAAGUCAAUAUCCAGAAAUCAUCUUCCUUGGAACAGGGUCUGCCAUCCCAAUGAAGAUUCGAAAUGUCAGCUCCACACUUGUCAACAUAAGCCCUGACAAGUGUCUGUUGUUGGACUGUGGCGAAGGCACGUUUGGGCAACUGUGCCGUCAUUACGGAGAUCAGGUGGACAGGGUCCUGUGCAGCCUGGCAGCUGUGUUUGUGUCCCAUCUACAUGCAGAUCACCACACGGGCUUGUUACAGAUCUUGUUGCAGAGAGAACGAGCUUUGGCAUCUCUGGGAAAGCCAGUUCACCCUCUCCUGGUGGUCGCCCCCACCCAGCUCAAGGCCUGGCUCCAACAGUACCAUAACCAGUGCCAGAAGAUCCUUCAUCACGUCAGUAUGAUCCCUGCCAAAUGCCUUCAGAAAGGGGCUGAGGUCUCCAGUCCCACAGCUGAGAUACUGAUCAGUUCACUGUUGGGAAUGUGUGAUUUGAAGGAGUUUCAGACUUGCCUGGUGCGGCACUGCAAGCAUGCCUUUGGCUGUGCACUGGUGCACACAUCCGGCUGGAAAGUGGUGUACUCUGGGGACACCAUGCCCUGUGAGGCUCUUGUUCAGAUGGGCAAAGAUGCCACCCUCCUGAUACAUGAAGCCACCCUGGAAGAUGGCUUAGAAAAGGAGGCUGUGGAAAAGACACACAGCACCACUUCCCAGGCCAUUGGCGUGGGGAUGAGGAUGAACGCAGAGUUCAUCAUGCUGAACCACUUCAGCCAGCGAUAUGCCAAGGUCCCGCUCUUUAGCCCUGAAUUCAAUGAGAAAGUUGGGAUUGCCUUUGACCAUAUGAAGGUCUGCUUUGGAGACUUCCCUACAGUGCCCAAGCUGACUGCCCCCCUGAAAGCCCUGUUUGCCAGUGACAUUGAGGAGAUGGAGGAGCGCAGGGAGAAGCGGGAGCUGCGGCUGGUGCGGGCCGCUCUCUUGUCUGGGCAGCUGGCGGUUGGCCCGGAGGACAAGGAGUCCCAGCAGAAACGGUCCCACACAGAGCAGCCGCCCAGCCCACAGAGCAAGAAGCUCAGAGCCCAGUGAAGAUCUGGGAGUAGCCCCAAUCCCUAAGGCUGCAUCUUCUGGCCUAUGCCCAGCAACAUAUCUGCUCUCCUUGCCUGGUGGAAGCUGAAGAGCACGACCUCACCAGGAGGAGGCAGUCCAGCAUGGGCAGCAGUGAGCUGUGCCGAUGCUGGGCCCUGGGUGAGCCCUGGCCUGUAGAUACCACCUAUAACUGGUGCCUGGCACAGCUGUGUGACACAAGGUUGUGGAGCAGAAGCAAUAGGCAUGAUUAACUCCAUUGCAAGUUUGUUUUUUUGUUUGUUUGUUUGUUUUGAGACAGAGUCUCAAGCUGUCGUCCUGGGUAGAGUGCCGUGGCGUCACAGCUCACAGCAACCUCAAACUCUUGGGCUUAAGCCAUUUUCUUACCUCAGCCUCCCAAGUAGCUGGGACUGCAGGUGCCCACCACAGCACCUGGUUGUUGUUUUUUUUUGUUUUUGUUUUUUGGUUGUAGUUGUUUGGCCUGGGCUGGAUUCGAACCCGCCAGCUCUGGUGUAUGUGGCUAGCACCCUAGCUGCUGACCUAUAGGCACCGAGCCUACAAGUUUGUUUUAAAUAAGUCACAUAGAUCCCACACCUACUCCAACAGGGAGUCCCUCUGCACGUCAGAGACACACCAAAUGGCAGGGAACAGUGGGUCUGAGACUCCAAGACUCAAGGAAUAAUAUUUCCAAAAAAUAGGUACAAUAAAGAUUGAGAUUGGCACCCUGAGUUCUUUCACUCCGUCCUAAUGCUGCCUUGGAGAGCUCCACGUGCCAUAGUGUCAUGCUGCCAGGGACUUGGUGUACCCUGGAAGUUAGCCUUGACCAGCAAGGACUUCUGGAGCUUGUAUGCAGGGGAGCUACCCUUGUUAGCUGAGGCUUUUGGCAGAAGCUGGGCUGGCUCAAGUGGUAUGUCACAUCACGGGCCAGUGCAGCGGGUCAGAGAAAUGCAGUCUUUUGUUCUGGGUAAAAAUGGAGACAACAGAUUUGCUCUCUUGCUCUAAAUGAGAAUGGGGAUUACUGUUUGCUGUUGAAAGUUUUGAGAAAUGUCACAUUAGGCUGGUUCACUUACCUUCUUGUGGGAUUUAGAAACAAGUUAGUGCUUGAUUUGAAAAAUCAAAAGAAAAUUCUCUAAGCUGAACCUGUUAUUUGCGUACUCUGCUUACCCACGAGAAUGUGUCCAGAGUGACCGACAAAACAAGGCCUUGCCUUCAUUAGCAGUGACAUUUGGGCGCCCUCCUGGUACAGCGCGAGGGCAUGAGAUUGUAGUUGUGUCCCCAUGGGUUUAUUAAAAUGAAAACAUAUGCCAAGCUCAGGGAUAAUAAAUCUAUUUUAAUAACAUUACUUUUGACAAUAAUUUGUACAUGUAUUUAAAGGUAACUUUCAACCCCCCUCCCCCACUCCAUUACAAAUUGAGGAUUGACCUGCCCUUGCCAGGAAGUGCGAAAAGCCGUAACAUCAAAAGUCUGCAAAUCUCACUCAGAGAAGGGUGGCUUUACACUGUUGGGAAAAAACUAAGCAUUUAAAUUUUUCAUUGUACACCUGUACAUUGGUUUAGACUGAAUGGCUCAAAUUAAACAAAUAUAGAUUUCAUAUAUACAAAUAUUAUAUCAUGUAUAGGUAUAUUAUAUCUAUUUUAAAAGGAUAAAAUUUUGAACUUUGA